This is a messenger RNA of Dacryopinax primogenitus, 1806 nucleotides long. Its product is annotated as FAD/NADP-binding domain-containing protein. The record is from RefSeq and is a predicted model, not a curated record. The transcript is spliced from 11 exons. Bases 1 to 1806 code for a protein of 601 amino acids. NCBI's taxonomy places the organism in Eukaryota, Fungi, Basidiomycota, Dacrymycetes, Dacrymycetales, Dacrymycetaceae. Gene Ontology annotation, molecular function: flavin adenine dinucleotide binding; NADP binding; N,N-dimethylaniline monooxygenase activity.
AUGGCUCUGAAGCUCCCACUCUUGAGCAAGUCCAUCGACACCACGCAGUUGGUGCCCACUGAGAUAGGUGCCGACUGGGCGACGAGGUUCAACACUGCGAUUCAUGCGCCAUCCAACCGUUCAAACAGCUUAGGCGAGAUCUUAGUGGACGAUGUCGCCCCAUGGUGGACGGACCAUCUAUCCUUGACCUGGGAUAUCCGAACUUUUGACUCAAUCAAUAAGAUCUGCGAUCUCCUGGACUAUGCCCUCGCAGAAGGACGUUUAUCCGACCUUAGGCUGCAAAACGCUACUGUGCAUCCUACUGCCUCAGAUAACCUUGUAUAUAUCCAGGGAACGUACGAUUUUGAAACGGACACAACUCUCAGCAUUGCCAUAGUCAAACUUGUUCUCGACGAGCGAACAGACACUUGGAAGGCUUGGACGGUCUUCACGAAGCUUGAUGAUCUGAAAGGACAUGAAGAGAAUCGUUCGAGGCUUCGUGUCGACGGCUAUACCACUGGGGAUCACGUUGACGUUCUAGUGCUUGGCGCUGGACAAAGCGGACUUCAAGUGGGAGCCGCUCUUCGAACUCUCGGGUUGUCUUGUCUCCUUAUCGAACAGCAUGCUCGGAUCGGAGACCAAUGGCGUCAACAUUAUGACUGCCUCAAGCUGCAUCUUCCCAAGUGGUAUGCCCAGUUCGCGUACCAUCACUGGCCCGCCAAAACCCCGCUCCUGCCCACAAGAAACGACGUUGCCGACUUUCUCGAAGAAUACGCAAAGACGACACACCUCAAUGUGAUGACCUCAACCACUGUGCAAUCGGCGAAGUAUAAUCUUGACGGACACUGGGAUGUGGUGCUCAAUUUCUCAGACUCGUCAAAAGUGUUACGGUUCACGCAUAUCGUGCUUGCAACGGGGAUCAAUGGAUUGCGCCCCGUUAUGCCUAUUGUACCUGGACUAGCGUUAUUCCGCGGGGUUGCGAUGCAUUCAAGUGAAUACAAGAAUGGGCAAGGCUGGGACGGCAAGAAGGCUAUCGUGGUGGGUUGUGGGAAUUCUGGUCACGAUAUCGCACGCGACCUCUACAAUCAUGGAGCGUCGGUGAGCAUGAUCCAGCGUAAUCCGACGAUGGUAACACAUCAAGCAUUGACCAAUGCCAAACUUGGAAGGCUGUACAACGAGAGUAUACCCGUUGAGAGGGCGGACGAUCUGAUGGAGUCCACCGCACCUCCGGUCGCAACGUUGCUCGCAAGCAUACCUCCGAAAGUGCUCAACAAGGAGGUCACCAGCGCGGUGAACGAAGGCCUGAUCAGAGCCGGGUUCAGACUUGAGCCACCCGAUAGAAGCACGUUCGUAUUUGAGCGAUCAGGAGGCCAUUAUCUGAACUCAGGAACAUCUAAGCUGAUUGUCGACGGCAAGAUCCGUGUCAAAUCAGGCAUCCCAGUCAAGUGCUUCACCCUAAAUGGGCUCAUAUUCGAAGACAGCACCAACCUGCCAGCUGAUCUCGUCGUGUUCGCAACCGGGUACGACCUGCACAGUAUGCGCGACACGGCGAUGGCGUUGCUUGGCGCGGAAGAAGGGAAGAGCCUGAAGCAGGCAUGGGGGAUGGACGACGAAGGCAACGUACGCGGAACGUAUCGUGAUAGCGGUCAUCCGAACUUGUGGUAUUUUGGAGGUGAUUUUCAGGGAGCGCGGUAUUGUGAGUCCAGAGUCGGAGUCGCUGCGGUUUAUGAGGGGAUGCUUGACGUUUUGCCAGUCUCGAAACUCCUGGCGCUACAAGUCCUCGCUUCGAAACUGUGUAUGCUGAACAGGUACCAAGGCGGGAAAUAA